Molecule: messenger RNA, 426 nt
Organism: Suillus plorans
Lineage: Eukaryota; Fungi; Basidiomycota; Agaricomycetes; Boletales; Suillaceae
Exons: 3
Coding region: 1-426 (141 amino acids)
Source: RefSeq, a predicted model, not a curated record
AUGUCUGACUUUCCAAAGGCGAGUUUUUCACAAGAGCCUCGUGAAUCCAAAGAAUGUGUGUUGUCGAUUGCGGACGAUCUGGAAGGCAAGUUUAUAUGCCUACAGAAGGACUGGAAUGUCGCAUGUCUGCUGCGUGUAGGCGAGCUUAACAAGCAAGGAACUGUAACACCCAUCGACACAAUAGGGCUCAACGAUGGGGAUUUUGUGGAAGUUGGUGCUGAAUUGGACUUUGUGAUCCACAGAGACCGCAGCAGGCAGACGAAUCUGAAAGGGUUUCUGACUUGUACUUACAUGGUGCACUUGGUACCAAAGCAGCACAUUCAGAUUGAACCUCAGAACAACAAGCGUGGUGCAUCACCGACUGUAGAAAGGCCGAUGAAGAAGAUCCACACCACAAUAGACUUUGAUGAUGACGGUAGUGUAUAA